Messenger RNA from Hippocampus comes (tiger tail seahorse), 1218 nucleotides. RefSeq names its product trans-1,2-dihydrobenzene-1,2-diol dehydrogenase-like. Gene Ontology annotation, molecular function: nucleotide binding. The record is from RefSeq and is a predicted model, not a curated record. The transcript is spliced from 7 exons. NCBI's taxonomy places the organism in Eukaryota, Metazoa, Chordata, Actinopteri, Syngnathiformes, Syngnathidae. The coding region runs from base 129 to 1121 and encodes 330 amino acids.
ACAUUCAAGGGCGGCAGGAAUUUCCUGUUGCGCCUGACUCGAGGACACACGCACACACACUCUCGCUCACAAGUCUGACUUUUUAACAGUCGUCGGCUGCCCUCCGAUCCACUCACACACUCGCGAAAAUGGCAACCAGGUGGGGAAUCUGCAGCGCCGGGAAGAUCAGUCACGACUUCAUGGUGGCCCUAAAAACGCUGCCACCCGAGGACCACCAGGCUGUGGCUGUGGCUGCCCGCAGCUUAGAGGAUGCCAAGAAGUUUGGAAAAACACAUAACAUCCCUCGAGCGUACGGCAGCUACGAAGAGCUGGCCAGAGAUCCCAACAUCGAUGUGGUGUACAUCGGCACCAUUCAGACCAACCACCUGAGCUCCUGUUUGCUCUUUCUUAAUGCCAAAAAACCUGUCCUGUGUGAGAAGUCCCUGGCCAUGACACCCAAGGAGGUGAAGGAGAUCCUGGCUUGUGCCAAGAAGAACAACGUCUUCCUCAUGGAGGCCAUUUGGGCUCGAUUUUUCCCAGCCUACCGAGAGCUCCGGAGGCUGCUCGCCCAGGGAGAGAUCGGUGAUGUGAGGAUGGUCCGGUCGGAGUUUGGCCUGUCUGUGCUGCCUCUGCCGAGACUGGAGCUCAAGGAACUUGGCGGAGGAGCGCUGCUGGAUAUUGGCCUCUACCCGCUGCAGUUCACCUCAAUGGUGUACGGUGGAGAGAGGCCAGUGAGCAUCAAAACCGAAGGAGUCAUUCUGCCUACUGGAGUGGAUGAGACCUUGGUGGUCACGCUCAAGUAUUCCAACAACCGGAUGGCCGUGUUUACCAGCUCCUCGGGCCUGCAGCUCCACAACGAUGCCAUUGUGGUGGGCACCAAGGGGUUAAUCCGGUUCCCAUCUCACAUGUGGUGUCCCGAAGUCAUGGUGGUAAAUGGGAAGGAGACCAAGUACCCUCUCCCGGACCCUCACUUGCCCCUCAACUUUGUUCAUAGCACGGGGUUGCGCUACGAGGCGGAGGAGGUCCGACAGUGUUUGCUCAAAGGAAUGAAGGAGUGUCCCAUUAUGUCUCAUGCGGACUCUCUGCUGCUGGCUGAACUCAAAGAGGACAUUCUGAAACAAGUUGGAGUGGUGUAUGACUGAAUUUUCUUUUUUGGAAAGCUUUAUUUUUGGGGUGAAAAUCUUGCUUUCAAAAUGAAGUUUACCCUUUUAAAGACCUUUUUUUCCUUGGAUGAUUUGG